Messenger RNA from Lates calcarifer (barramundi perch), 2513 nucleotides. RefSeq names its product long-chain fatty acid transport protein 2. Gene Ontology annotation, molecular function: long-chain fatty acid transmembrane transporter activity; long-chain fatty acid-CoA ligase activity. NCBI's taxonomy places the organism in Eukaryota, Metazoa, Chordata, Actinopteri, Centropomidae. The transcript has 10 exons. The record is from RefSeq and is a predicted model, not a curated record. Bases 424 to 2286 code for a protein of 620 amino acids.
UGUCUCUCCUGUGAUUUCAAGCCGCAUACUGAACCCAUGACCCUGCUCAACAUACACGGCUACAACAACAUCAUAUACUAUACAUCUCUAUGUGUGACUUGUGUUUCACCAUGUUCUUUUUCUUCCUGCUGUGUCUUUCCUGGAAAGUGCAUGAGAUAAAUAACUAUGUUGUCAAAGAUUAACCUUUUGUGAAUUUCUCUAUACCGCUAUGUAAAUAAUAACGACUAGAAUUGCCCUGACUUCAUCAGAUUUGUUUCCUCACAGGAGUACAUCUUAGCUCUUUUGUUACAUCCAUCAGAGGAGAGAAAAAAACGUUCAAAGUUCAUGAGGCGUACCUAAGUCUACGCUCGGCGGCUUUGUGCUGUUAGAAUUGAACUUUUUCAUCACUCUCACAGUAGAAGGACCGACUCCUUUCUCCUGAAAAUGAGCGCAUAUAUUCUUUAUACCAUUCUUACGGGUUUGGCAAUUUUGCCAUUACUCCUUUACCUGAGAAACCCUUACUUUUGGGACGACUUAAAUUACGCACUUACUGCAAUCAAAAUCGGUAUAAGCAUAGAAAGGUACAAGAAGCGGAAACCGUUUUACAGCAUUUUGGACAGUUUUCUGGACAAAGUGGCGAAGCAGCCGCAGAAGAAGUUUAUAGUUUUCGAGGACAGCUCCUACACUUACAGCCAAGCCGACAAGGAAAGCAACAGAGUGGCCAGAGCUCUGUCGACUCAUGGCAAUGUAAAGGCAGGAGACACAGUGGUUCUGUUUAUGGCCAACGAACCGUGGAUGGUGUGGCUCUGGCUCGGACUGGCCAAGCUGGGAUGCACGGCUUCUCUACUGAACUACAACAUCAGAUCCAAGUCCCUGCUGCAUUGCUUCUCCUGCUGUGACGCCAAGGUCCUGGUCGCUGGUGCUGACUUACGAGAGGCUGUAGGGGAGGUGUUGCCCACACUGAAGCAACAGGGCGUCCGUGUGUUCAUCCUCAGUGAGGACUGUGAUGUGGAGGGCUUCGAAAGCCUCUCUGAUAAAAUUCAGCAGGCCUCAGACCAACCUCUGUCCCCUCAACUGAGGGCCCACAUUAACAUCAAGAGUCCUGCACUAUACAUCUACACCUCCGGAACCACAGGCCUUCCCAAAGCGGCUGUAAUUAACCACGAGAGGAUAUGGAUGGCAUCUUUUCUUCAGUCUAUGGCUGGCGUACGCUCAGACGAUAUCAUCUACAUAUACCUACCUCUCUACCAUAGUGCAGGCUUUCUGAUGGGACUCUGUGGAUCCAUAGAAAAGGGCCUCACUAUUGUCUUAGGACGGAAAUUCUCUGCCUCUAACUUCUGGAGUGAGUGUAGGAAGUACAAUGUGACCGUCAUUCAGUACAUAGGAGAAAUUAUGCGCUACCUCUGCAACACACCGAAGAGAGACAAUGACAGAGAUCAUAAAGUCCGACUUGCGUUUGGGAAUGGGAUAAGAGCUGACACCUGGGCUGAGUUCCUACAGCGAUUUGGGGACAUUCGCAUCUGUGAAUGCUACGGAGCAACGGAGGGAAACAUUGGCUUUGUCAACUUUACUGGGAAAAUUGGAGCUAUUGGCAGAGAGCAUUAUCUACAUAAGAAAGCGUUUUCAUAUAGCCUCAUAAGGUACGACACAGAGAAAGAGGAGCCAGUCAAAGACUCCAGAGGGUUUUGUAUUGAAGUCCCGACGGGAGAGACUGGUUUGUUGGUUGCAAAGAUCGGAGAGAGAUCACCUUUCAGCGGAUACGCCAAGAACAGGCAGCAGACGGAGAAGAAGACACUGAGAGAUGUGUUCGUGAAGGGAGACCUCUACUUUAACAGUGGUGACCUUCUAAAGAGAGACAAUGAAGGAUUUGUCUACUUUCAAGACCGCAUCGGAGACACUUUCAGGUGGAAAGGAGAAAAUGUGGCAACCACGGAGGUGGCCGAUCAUUUGCUCAUGGUUGACUGCAUUGAGGAAGCAAAUGUCUAUGGUGUGAAAGUGCCAGGACACGAGGGGCGAAUUGGAAUGGCAGCACUGAAGCUGAAGGAAAACAUGGAUUUUGACAGCAAAGCUACAUAUCAGCAUGUCAAAAAGUACCUCCCCAGCUACGCAAGACCUCACUUCAUUCGCAUUCAGGAUGCACUGGCAGUGACUGGGACGUUUAAGCAAAUGAAGGUGAAGCUGGCAGAGGAGGGCUUUGACCCUGCUGUCAUAAGGGACCCUUUGUUCUACCUGGAGGACAAUAAAGGCUACGUACCUAUGACUCAGGAGAUAGUCAACUCCAUUGCAGAGGGAAGAAUCAGGCUCUGAAGGAGUUCAGUGUUUAUUAAUAGAUUGUCAUCCUCCAGUAGUACAUUUGAUUUUAGCUUAUACAAGAUGCCAAAUAAUGCUAAAUGCUAAAAACACACCGAGCCUUAAUGUGCAGCUGCUAUACCCUUUGAGGAUUCUUGUGUAUUGAAAUAUUUCAAGGGAUAAUAAUGUUGUUUGAAAUAUUUUUUAAUAAAAAGAUUUUAAAAACAUGAUUGAUAAUAAGCAAA